Geodia barretti is the source of this 3290-nucleotide messenger RNA. The record is from the annotation of a GenBank genome assembly. NCBI's taxonomy places the organism in Eukaryota, Metazoa, Porifera, Demospongiae, Tetractinellida, Geodiidae.
AAACAGCCUUGAUUCCAGUCUGAUGCGGUUUGUGUGUGUUGUACCCGCCCUACAUUCGUCUUCUUCGCACUCUUGAGACUUACUGAUACUCCUUUCGCUAGCCGAACACAGCAUGGUGAAUGAGUUUGUUCUGAGUUUAUUUGUCUUCGCCACAUUUUCAUCUGGUGUACUAAGUCAGUUCACUGGACCAGAUGAGAUAUGUCCUGGAGAUGAUGUCACAUUCACUUGUGUAGUAGACAGUGGAGCUACCCGCUGGACUGUCAGUCCUGGAGGAGAGUUCGCAGUGUGUACAUAUCUCAGUAGUGCCCCAGAUCCAGACACUUGUGGACCAAAUGGGAGGUUUAGAUCAUCUCGAACUGAAGGCAGUGAGACUGCUGCCAACUCUUCUCUGAGUGUUGUCUCAAUAACUGAGGAUCUCAAUGGAACAAUGGUGGAAUGUGCUGAUGGUAAUAAUGUUACUGACAUCAUUGGCACAGACGACAUCUGUAUCACUGGAAAUGCCUCAGCCCCACCAUUUCUAGCUGUCACUGUUACUGAGAUUAAUGAGGCUGGUUGUACUCUGGAUGUGAGCUGGAGUGAACCUGUCAUCAGUUGUGGUGGCUCUGUGUCUCAGUAUGUGUUGACCCUGACUCCACCCACCUCUGAUUGCCAGUCAUCUGGAGACUGUAUGGUCAUGGAUGGUAGUUCAGUCAUCACCACACCUGGUACUCAGACCCAGUACACUUUCAAUGUCGAUGUCAGUCAGAGUGACAUUACUGUCAGAGCUGACACGUGUGAUGGGUCAAUGACUGGAGAGAUUAGCUCUACAAACACAGCCAACUUAACUGGUAACGUCACUACCCAAACUUCACCUACCACUACAUGUACAAUAUAAUGUCCAGUGAGACAUCUCUGGAUAUAGACUCCAUCAUCGUCAACUGGCCUAGACAGGUACUUGGGAGUGACACAGACUACAGAGUUGUCAUCAGUAAUGGAUCUGGAGUUGAGACAACAGUUGAUAUUGUCACUGCAGACAGCUGCACUGGAGACAACUGCAGCUACACCUUUUCCUCUGACAGCAUCACUACCUCAUAUUCUGUGGCUGUGGUGGUCCUGGGUUGUGGCACCCAGACAGUGGAGGCUCUCGACAUCUCCAUUUUUUGUGAUCCAAGGGAUUUGAUGAUACCCGGCGUUAUUUGGACUCAAGAGGCAGAUUUUAACAAUGGUCUGGGUAUCUACUCAUUCUCUGGAGGAAAUGUGACAUUUGAUGGAGUGUCUCUGGGAUCUACUGCUACCUACACCACCAAUGAACGUUACCUUGUUAAUGGAAGUCAAACGUUCAUGAGCAGAUGUGGAAAUGAUAACUGGGUUCUUCCAUCACAAGGGAUUGAAACAGCUUGUUUGCCGAAUGAUCUACUGUCAUGUAACAAUCCAACUGCUGCCAAUGCUAGUAACAUGCUGUGUUGUAAUCUCAAUAGUUUAUGUUCAACAUACACUGGAUUACGAUUGGGAGUACUGCAAACUACACUACUUCUCAUGACUACUGCAUCAUGAGUGAUUCACCAAUACUAAGAUCAUGUGUUGACAUGUUAUGGAGUGGAGAGACACCUACUGAAACAACGGCCUCUCGGCUCGAGCAGUUGAGUCCUGCCGACAUUGUACUGAUAGCACUGGGGCUCAUAUUCUUCCUUGCUGGAGUGGUUAUUUCUAUUGUAGUGGUAGUGAAAACAUGGCCACAGGGAGCUACAAAGGAAGGUGGAAAAGAGGCUCUCAAACGGUGCUGCCGAUUGUGUAUCCUAAGCUGCUGCUGCCCAUGUUGGAUUCGAUGUGUCGUUCUGAUGAUGCUGUGUCCUCCGUUAAUACUUGCAAUAGUGCUGCCUGGUUUAGAGGCUAUUCCGUGGGUUGCAUCCUUCAUCUAUGCAGGUAUAAAUGAUUUCACAGUUGAUGGUGGAGAUUAUAGAAACGGCACUUCUCUGUGUGCAAGCCCCAGUGGAAGUAAUGCAGUCAGAGAUGCCCUGUUUGCGGUUAGCUUCGUCAUUUCCCUGCUCAUCUUCUUGUUCUGGCUGGUCUAUCUCAUCUAUGCGAUAUACAAAAAAUACCACUCAAAGCAGGAGAAACCUGAUAAUGGUGGUGAUCAUGAGCCCAUAGAAAUGAGUGAAACAUAUGAUGUCAUACAGCGUAACACGCAACCUACCCAGAAGCUGCUGAGUGACACUGACCCAGCCUAUAAAAAACUUGAAAAGCGUGGUGGUGCUGAGGAGCCAGCUCACUAUGGGAAGCUGGACCACAGUGGCAAGAAGACUGCUACAGUUGCUCCAGCAGUUGGUGAGGCUGAGUAUGGGAAACUUGACAGGACCCAGAUGCAGCCAGAUGAACCAGGUCACUACGGUAAACUAGACCACAGCGGCAAGAAGACCAACACACUGCCUGUGGCUGAUCCUGGCUCCUCUGAAUAUGGGAAACUAGACCGGACCCAGAUGGAAGAUCCUCUCCACUAUGGCAAACUGGACCAUCCCGGGAAGAGAGGAGCCACUCUACCUGGUGGGGUAGCUCCCACUGACGCUGCCAGCUAUGGGAAACUGGACAAUACCCAGAUGCAGGCUAGUGGCAGCUCUGCCAGAAGUGGUGACAUGUAUGACACAGUGUCCCACGAACCUCGUCACAAAGUCCCUUCCUCAAAGUCGAAGAGACAGCACUCUAGCAGUGGUGAGGAGGCCGUCUCUACUGUAGUCACAUGUCAGUAGGAAUGUCCAUAGAUUCCAAGCAAACAGAAAUUAGCUUUGAAAAUAAUUGUUGUAAAAACAUGCACUUUCAUUAUCCUCACUGAUUAUGUAGCUUGUUACAUGUGUGUGUGUUGCAUACACUACUGUAUAUAAGGAAAUCGUGCUUAAUCAAUUUUUGUUUGGUUUGUUGUCAUCACAUUUACAUUAUGUAAUUGUCACAGUUGUACAUAAAAAAUGUGUGUAAAUUAUUGCGUAAAUUCUAACUGCGCAUCACUAAGCAAAUCAAAAUUCAGUGAGAAAGGAGUUAAAUGUUUAGUUGAGUCAUCUAAGGGUUAAAGCUUCUCUCAACGAGGCGGUUUAUACAACGCCCCUUGGGGAAUUCACUGACACUGGCAUGCAUACACACAGUUGCUAGUGUGCCGCCGCGCGCCGCCACACCCAAAAUCUCGCGCGCCCACGUGCAAUUUCGCAUCGAAACUGGAACGUGGCCCAACCGGAACGGUCUCGAAAUCAGCGGUUCAGAAUGGAGGAUUUGUGUAGGGACACUAGUAAAGGGGGCACUAAAUGGAACACCGAACGUGCAGCGGU